Messenger RNA from Nematostella vectensis (starlet sea anemone), 1444 nucleotides. RefSeq names its product GTP-binding protein Rit2. Gene Ontology annotation, cellular component: plasma membrane. The transcript has 4 exons. Gene Ontology annotation, molecular function: GDP binding; GTP binding; GTPase activity. The coding region runs from base 108 to 761 and encodes 217 amino acids. Gene Ontology annotation, biological process: Ras protein signal transduction. NCBI's taxonomy places the organism in Eukaryota, Metazoa, Cnidaria, Anthozoa, Actiniaria, Edwardsiidae. The record is from RefSeq and is a predicted model, not a curated record.
AGGCUUUGCAUGGUACAGUGGUUCACAAGUUUUUGGCUCUAAUAGAUCGUUUCAGAUUGUGUCUAAGCCGAUUGAAUAUCUGCUCGAAAGAGAGCUGGCCCAUACUCAUGCGAUUGCAAGGAAUAAUGCAUCCGCCCGAAGCCUCUUUUCACGGCAACUUGCGUGUUUACAAGCUGGUUCUUCUUGGCGAAGGUGGCGUUGGGAAAUCAGCUUUGAUCGUUCAGCUGAUUUCACACCAGUUUCUUGACUACCAUGACCCAACUAUCGAGGAUGCUUACCAACACCAGGUGGUCCUUGACAAUGAACCAGCCCUUCUUGACAUUCUGGACACAGCGGGCCAGCAAGAGUUCACGGCCAUGAGGGAACAGUACAUGCGCAAUGGAGAAGGCUUCAUUAUUAUUUAUUCCAUUACUGACCGAAGCAGCUUUAAUCUUGCUGCACAGUACAAGGAUCAAAUAGAGAGGGUUCGUCGUACAGAUGAUAUUCCCAUUGUGCUUGUUGGCAACAAGGAUGACUUGGAGGGAAAGCGAGAGGUCACCACACAAGAGGGGCAAGAACUUGCCCACAGAUUUGACUGUCCAUUUUUUGAGACCUCAGCUUGCCAGAGGCAUUUUGUUGACGAUGCAUUUCAUGGACUUGUACGAGAGAUCCGUAAAAAGGAAAAACAAAGACUUACAGGACAUUUUCAAGAAGAGAAGAAAGGACUUGUGAAAAGUUUGAGGAAUUUUGUCAAGCGACGAGGAAGGAAAACAGUUAGUUAGUAUACCUCUAGAUGAAGGGGUUGUUGUGGGAUAAAAGUUGAAUAUCACAAAAUAAGUUAUUCUAUGUAUAGUAAUCCACCAUUCUUUGACAACUGCCAUUGCUUAUAAAAAAUCAGAUUUAAAAGGUGGGAAAAGAAGGAAUGUAUUUUAUGAUAGCCUUUAUUUUGUCUAACAUUUUUAUGACCAUGAUCCAGAUAAUUAAAUUGAGGGAACGAGACUUGAUAUUGGGGUUUCUCUAAUGUAGCUUAGAUAAAAAGGACCAGCCCUUUUGCUCACUAGACACCCAUUGGUCUUUAUACAGGCUCUCUAAAUGCUCAAAAGUUUUGUUUUUUUUCAAGUUCGAAAAGAAAGCGCUAGAUCCUUGAAAAUGGAUAACCUUUCUUAACAACGUUUGUGUACAUAAAAAAGUGCAAUACCUGCAACCAGGUCACAGGCUGAAGGAGGCAAUGCUGACAGACCAUACUCUGUGUGGUGGCUCUAAAUUGAAUCAAAAGCAUUCCUGACCAUGAGAUUUUUGAAUGUAGAAAUCUCAGGAACUAUGAGUUAUGAAUAGAAUUGUACAAUUAACAGUAUUUGAUCGCAUGCCGACACAAUGCUUAUGUGUACAAUAUACACUAAGCAAUGUAUUUGAUGUAAAAAUAAAAUAGCAUUAGAGGACCUAAAAUAAACUUUGUACAUCUUCA